AUGCUCGACGUCAACGAUUUCAGUAUGGCACCCUCAGCGCAUAUGUCUCUCCACAUUCUCCUGCGCCAAUUCGCAUGUGUCCAUCAGGCGCAUUCCCUUGCCGAGCGCGGCGGCAACCCCGAGAAGAUCCGGGAAAGCCAGCGCAAGCGUUUCGCUCCUGUCGAGGCCGUCGACGAGGUCAUUGCUCUCUGGGAGGAUCACCGCAAGACCGCCUACUCUGCCACCCAGCUCAAUGCCAAGAUCAACGAGGUCCAGAAGCAGAUUGGCCCCAAGAAGAAGGCAUAUACCACCCAUAUCCGCGACAAUUGUUCCACGACCGGCUGCUCUAACACUACUGCGCUCGUCAAGGUCAAGACCAUCGGCAACCUCGUUCACGACUCCGUCCCCGUCUCCAACAACGAGGAUAACAACACUGUCGAGCGCAGCUGGGCUCCCGAGGGUGUCAGCUUCGAGAAGAAGGAUGUCCUCUCCCACCACGAGGUUCUCAGGAAGCUGGAUGGCUAUGACCCCGAGCGUGGUGUCAAGGUUGUCGGCCACCGCGGCUACUUCCUGAAGAAGUGGGGUGUUUUCCUCAACCAGGCCAUCAUCAACUACGGCCUCGAGUUCCUCUCCGAGAGGGAGUACACUCCCCUCCAGACUCCCCAGCUCAUGCUCAGGGAACAGAUGGCCAAGACUGCCCAGCUUUCCCAGUUCGACGAGGAGCUCUAUAAGGUUACCGGUGACCAGGCCGACAAGUACCUGAUUGCUACCUCCGAGCAGCCCAUCUCCGCCUUCCACAGCGACGAGUGGCUCCAGGCCAAGGACCUCCCCCUGAAGUACGCCGGUUAUUCCACUUGCUUCCGCAAGGAGGCCGGUGCCCACGGCAAGGAUGUCUGGGGCAUCUUCCGCGUCCACGAGUUCACCAAGGUCGAGCAGUUCUGCGUCACCGAGCCCGAGAAGUCGUGGGAGAUGUUCGACCACAUGAUCUCCAACUCGGAGGCCUUCUACCAGUCGCUCGGCAUCCCGUACCGCGUCGUCGCCAUCGUCUCGGGCGCCCUCAACAACGCGGCCGCCAAGAAGCUCGAUCUCGAGGCUUGGUUCCCCCACCAGGGCGAGUUCAAGGAGCUCGUCUCGUGCUCCAACUGCACCGACUACCAGUCCCGCGACCUCGAGAUCCGCUUUGGCGUCAAGAAGCAGACCGACAUCAAGAAGACCUACGUCCACUGCCUCAACUCCACCCUGACCGCCACCACCCGCACCAUCUGCGCUAUCCUCGAGAACUUCCAGACCCCCGAGGGUGUCAAGGUUCCCGAGCCUCUGCGCAAGUACCUCCCCGGUGCUCCCGAGUUCAUCCCUUUCGCUCCCGAGCCCGUCAAGGAGGUUAAGGAGGGCAAGGGCGGCAAGAAGGGCGAGGCUGCUCCCAAGAAGGAGGAGGCUCUUCCUAUUCGCCAAUAA
This is a messenger RNA of Sordaria macrospora k-hell, 1434 nucleotides long. The record is from RefSeq and is a predicted model, not a curated record. NCBI's taxonomy places the organism in Eukaryota, Fungi, Ascomycota, Sordariomycetes, Sordariales, Sordariaceae.